AUGCUUGCUGAAAGGCUGCACAGGGUUCGUGGUCAGAAGAAGAACUCACCGAAGACAGAGGGGGCAGUGUCAAAACGCUCGACCUGCUUGAUUGGAGGCAGGCAUGCUAUGGUCGUCUGGUUGCGGGAAUGCAGGCGCCGGAACAAGACGUACAAUGGCAACUUUGCAUAUUGCCAUGAACCACCGCAAACAGAGGGCAAUCCGAUCUGUGCCUCUCAGCCUCCGAUCUCUGCAUCUCAGCCAGUUUGUUGGAAGUUUUGUGGCAUUCGCUUGGCAUGGCUAUCCUUCUCGGAAUUCUUGUCCAGUUAG
Molecule: messenger RNA, 309 nt
Organism: Symbiodinium natans
Lineage: Eukaryota; Dinophyceae; Suessiales; Symbiodiniaceae
Source: the annotation of a GenBank genome assembly